GGUUCCCACUGGGGCAAAGGGUCCGUUUCUGAGUCUGGCUGUCACUAUGAAAGGCAACCGGAACUCGGCUGCCCUUAGUAAAGAUGGCGGAACGAACGGCGUCAUUGCUUGUUGUGCUGUGGCAUCGACGCCCUCGCUCAACAUGGAGGCCCUUUGUGCCCGCCCCCUUGGCUAACCGGCGGGUUUGUGGGUCAGAAUACGCAGUAGACGAAGGCGGGAGCGAUGGCGGCAAGGAUGGUGGCUUCUCGCAGACUCCGUGACCUGCUGACCCGGCCACUGACAGCCUCCAACCACCCGGGCCUCAGUAUUAGCCUUCGCCUCACUGGCUCCUCUGCAAAACAGGAGGCCUCUGGAGUAGCCCUCGGUGAAGCCCCAGACCACAGCUAUGAGUCCCUUCGUGUGACGUCUGUACAGAAACAUGUUCUGCACGUUCAGCUCAACCGGCCCAACAAGAGGAAUGCUAUGAACAGGGUUUUCUGGAGAGAGAUGGUAGAGUGCUUCAACAAGAUUUCAAGAGACGAUGACUGUCGGGCGGUGGUGAUCUCUGGUGCAGGAAAAGUGUUCACUGCAGGUAUUGACCUAAUGGACAUGGCUUCCGAUAUCAUGCAGCCCAGAGGAGAUGAUGUGGCCCGGAUCAGCUGGUACCUCCGUGACCUCAUCACUCGAUACCAGGAGACCUUCACCGUCAUUGAGAAGUGCCCCAAGCCUGUGAUUGCUGCCGUCCACGGAGGCUGCAUUGGCGGAGGUGUGGACCUUGUCACUGCCUGUGACAUCCGGUACUGUGCCCAGGAUGCUUUCUUCCAGGUGAAGGAGGUGGACAUAGGUUUGGCUGCCGAUGUAGGAACACUGCAGCGCCUGCCCAGGGUCAUUGGGAACCAGAGCCUUGUCAACGAGCUGGCCUUCACCGCCCGCAAGAUGAUGGCUGACGAGGCCCUGAGCAGCGGGCUGGUCAGCCGGGUGUUCCCAGACAAGGAAGUUAUGCUCGAUGCAGCCUUAGCGCUGGCAGCCGAGAUUUCCAGCAAGAGCCCCGUGGCGGUGCAGGGCAUCAAGGUCAACCUGCUCUACUCUCGCGACCAUUCGGUGGCUGAGGGCCUCAACUACAUGGCGUCCUGGAACAUGAGCAUGCUGCAGACCCAGGACCUCAUCAAGUCGGUCCAGGCCGCGACCGAGAAGAAGGAGCUGAAAAACGUCACCUUCUCCAAGCUCUGAAGCCCUUGCGUCUUAGGCCCCAGCCAGGGGGCUGACCUUGACCCACCUCAUCUGCAGAAAGGGAAGAUGGGCGGUGACUGUCCUCUGUGCCUUCUUACCCCAUCUCCCAGUUUAUAACUUUAUGACACUGACUUCCUCAAGCCCAAGGACUUAUCUUCACCCCACAAACAAUAAAGCAAAGUAAAGAA
This is a messenger RNA of Cebus imitator (Panamanian white-faced capuchin), 1397 nucleotides long. RefSeq names its product enoyl-CoA hydratase 1 (gene ECH1). Gene Ontology annotation, molecular function: delta(3,5)-delta(2,4)-dienoyl-CoA isomerase activity. Gene Ontology annotation, cellular component: mitochondrion. Lineage: Eukaryota; Metazoa; Chordata; Mammalia; Primates; Cebidae. The transcript is spliced from 10 exons. The coding region runs from base 223 to 1209 and encodes 328 amino acids. The record is from RefSeq and is a predicted model, not a curated record.